This is a messenger RNA of Colletotrichum orchidophilum, 1224 nucleotides long. RefSeq names its product calcineurin-like phosphoesterase. Lineage: Eukaryota; Fungi; Ascomycota; Sordariomycetes; Glomerellales; Glomerellaceae. The record is from RefSeq and is a predicted model, not a curated record. Gene Ontology annotation, molecular function: hydrolase activity. Bases 1 to 1224 code for a protein of 407 amino acids. The transcript has 3 exons.
AUGACUGGCCCCUCCCACGUCGCCGGGAUCAUGUAUCAUACCGGCACCUCUGACCAUCCGCAGCCAGCGCAACGCCAGCCGCUCCUGCGGAGGACCCGGUUUGUCUGCGUCUCUGACACCCACAACACCACCGUCAAACUGCCAAAGGGCGACGUGCUGAUCCACGCGGGAGACCUGACCAACCAGGGCAGCUAUUCCGAGUUGUCUCGGGCUGUCCAAUGGCUUGAGAAGGCCGACUUUGAAACCAAAAUUGUCGUCGCAGGGAACCAUGACUUGACUCUGGAUCCUGACUUCUACGCCCAACACGGAAGUCACUUCCACAACCAAACACCACAAUCACCCCAAGACUGCAAAAGGCUCCUCACCAACUCGCCAUCAAUAACCUAUCUCACUCACGAAACAGCAACGGUCCGUCUCUCCUCGCCCUCGGGACCACACACCUCCUUCACCGUCUUCGGAUCCCCUUACUCACCGCGCAACGGCCUCUGGGCAUUCGGCUAUGACGCUCCGCAGCACGGCAGCGUCGGCGCCGUCGUGACAAAUGACCUCCCCGCGCUCUGGGACGACAUUCCGCUUGAAGUAGAUGUCGUGGUGACGCACACACCGCCGCACACCCACUGCGACGAGUCCCGCGCCCGGCGCGCCGCCGGGUGCGAAGCCCUGAGGCGCGCUCUUUGGCGGGUUCGACCACGCCUCGCCGUCUGCGGACAUGUCCAUGAGGGCCGCGGCGUCGAGCGGGUGCGCUGGGACCUUGGGUGCGGCGGUUCGGCCUUCAGGGAGGACGGCGUGGAGCGCUGGAGCGACCCGGGGCAGGGAAACAAGCAGUCUCUUGUGAACUUGUCGGUCAAGGGGGGUAAUCCUCUGCGCAACGACGGGUCACAUCCAGAGAAUGGUUCAUCCGACAGGGUUGUAGGAAAUACACCAUCCGGUCCCUCCGCCUCCGCCUCCGCCUCCGGAGAAACGAUGUCGUUGGAGACCGCCGCAAAACCGGGGCUCGGCACCCGCGGCCUCGGCGGAGAUCCAACGUCAGCCCGCACCGACGCCGCCGCACUCGCAGGGCGCCUGGGCCGACGCGAGACGUGUGUCGUCAACUGCGCCGUCAUGGCCAAGAGUUACCCCCACGUCGGCGGCAAAACGGUCAACAAACCCAUCGUCGUGGACCUGGAUCUGCCCGUGUGGGAGUGGACUCGCGACGGCAUGCCGCGGGUCGCGUAUGUGGAGUGA